UAGACAUUUGUAGAUAGAAAUGUCAACGGAUUCGCUUCGCUAGACAUAUGCGAACAGCGAGAUUUUUUAUAUUAUGUUUUAUAUUAAUUUUUAUACAAUAUAUUGUGUUAUCAACGAGAGCUUGAAGAUUUAGUCUUAUCGAUUUUAAGACGAUGUGAAAAUGUUCCGAAAUUUAAAAUUGGUAUUCGAAAAAAUUCAGCACGUAAAAUCUUUCCAAUUAUGUGGAUGGCGAUACAUGCAAAGUUUUAGGGAACCUUCCCAACCUUUAAAACGAUGUCCAAAAUGGGUUUGCGUGGAAGAUGCAGUAAAAAUCAUAAAUUCAGAGCAUUUAGUUUUCAUACAGGGUGGUGCGGCUACGCCAAUGGAAUUAGUGCGUGCCAUGACCGAACACGGAGUAUGCAAUAAUUUGCGUGGAGUCAGAUUAGUGCAUAUGAGUCUUGAAGGAGAUACACCAUUCGCCAAUCCGGAAUUUGAGAAGCAUUUCAGGUCCAUCAGUCUAUAUGUGGGUACUAGUCUUAGAGAGGCAAUAAACGAGGGACGAGCGGAUUGCAUCCCGGUAUUCUUACACGAGGCACCGAGAUUGUUCUUUGAAAAAAGGAUCGUACCAGAUAUUGCGCUAAUCCAUGUGAGCAUGCCUGACGCGCGUGGAUUCUGUUCGCUCGGCGUGAGCGCGGAUUGUACCCGUGCCGCGGUUUGCACAAGCAAAGUCCUCAUUGCGCAAGUAAACGAGCACAUGCCGAGGUCGUACGGUGACACAGUGAUACAUUCGAGUCACUUUGAUUGGGCGGUGAGAUACGACUGUCCUCUGCCCUGCGUAGCUUGUCCACCGCCUAAUGAUCUCGAACAAGAGAUAGGUAAAAUUAUCGCACAGCGGUUGAUUGAAGAUGGAGCAACACUGCAGCUCGGCAUCGGCUGCAUCCCUGACGCGGUGCUCUGCGCCUUGGUCAAUCAUAAAGACCUAGGCAUACACUCUGAAAACAUUUGCGAUGCGAUGGUCGACUUAGUUCAGCAUGGCAACAUCACGAAUAGGUGCAAGAUCAAGCACAGAGGACGCAUAGUGAGCUCCUUUGCCGUCGGCACAAAAAGAUUGUACGAUUUCCUGCACAAUAAUCCAGUCGUCGAGAUGCUAGCAAUCAAUUACGUGAACGAUCCCCGAGUUGUCUCGAUGCAGCCGAAAAUGACGGCCAUCAACUCUUGUAUCGAGAUGGAUCUCACUGGCCAGGUGUGCUCUGACAGUUUGGGUUGUAAAAUAUAUUCCGGUUUCGGCGGCCAGCUGGAUUUUCUUCGAGGCGCAGCGAUUAGUCAAGACGGUCGUGGAAAAGCUAUUAUCGCGUUCCCUUCGGUUACUAGCCAAGGGGAGAGUAAAAUACAACCAGUGCUGAAACUUGGGGCUGGAGUAGUGGUAACAAGAGCUCAUGCGCAUUAUAUAGUUACGGAACACGGAGUGGCAGAUCUUUUUGGUAAAACCUUACGACAAAGGGCGAAUGCAUUGAUCCAAAUCGCGCAUCCCGAUCACAGAGAAUGUCUCGAAAAGGCUGCAUUCGAGCGCUUGAAAUCUAACCCAACAAAAUACUUGUAACACUUGUGAUAUGUAAAUACAAGUCGUGUAAUAGUCCAAGUCCUAUUCUGGUAAUAAAUUUUGAUGAUAAGAAUACAAUAA
Messenger RNA from Mycetomoellerius zeteki, 1660 nucleotides. RefSeq names its product 4-hydroxybutyrate coenzyme A transferase. Gene Ontology annotation, cellular component: mitochondrion. The coding region runs from base 161 to 1579 and encodes 472 amino acids. Gene Ontology annotation, biological process: acetate metabolic process. The transcript is spliced from 6 exons. Lineage: Eukaryota; Metazoa; Arthropoda; Insecta; Hymenoptera; Formicidae. The record is from RefSeq and is a predicted model, not a curated record. Gene Ontology annotation, molecular function: acetate CoA-transferase activity.